AUGAUGACUGAUGAGCCGAUGACCAAACGACGUCGGGUUGAUGAGGGGAGCUCGGUGGCGGAUGCCCGUAAUGGCGGCAACGUUUUCUCCCCAGCCAGCGAAGUGCAUGGCAUAGGCUAUGGCUACGAAAACACAGAUCCGUUCUUGUCGCCAGCCACCGCCUCAAGCUGGCCAUUCGACGAGUUUGCUCAUGACCCAGACUAUCUGGCCUCACAGGAAGCGCUACGUUCGCUUAUGUUCGAUACUGCACGCUCUGCUGCGCCUACCAGAGUGGGAUCGCCCGUGCAUGGUGAUGACAUGACUGGUGGAGUGAAUUUCAAGCAUGUCCUGGCCAAUGGAGGACGUAUUCAGUAUUUGAAGAACUACAUAUCACAAGUAGCUCCUUGGCUUGAUAUGUUCGAUAGCCAGCGGACAUUUGGAGUACAGUUGCCAGCUCUCGCAAAAGAAUCGCCACCUCUACUGUAUGCUAUUCUCGCAAUCGGAGCCCGUCAGCUUGAGCGGAAGGACAAGAUCCAGUCGUCAUUCGAUAGCCUCGAGUUGUAUCAAGAGGCCAUCCGACUACUGACACCCUUGCUGCAGGCACGAGAUGUCCAUGUGAUUGCAGCUUGUGUAAUCUUGUGCUGCCUUGAGAUGUUCUCGGCUAGUGCGCAAGACUGGCGCCGUCAUCUGGAGGGCUGCGCAGCGGUGUUUGAGGCUUUCGGUGUCAACGGCUUCAGCAGUGAUGUUCUGCAGGCCGUUUUUUGGUGCUAUGCACGUAUGGAUGUCUGCGGAGCCCUUAUCUCUGACGGCACAGAAAAUACGCUACUUAGACCUUCAGCAUGGCUGCCACAUGACAUGACGGACGAAGACGCGGAUGCGCUCUUUCGUAGCUCGACGGUCCCAGACAUGUACGCCAACUACGCAGUCUACCUCUGUGCUAAGACCUGCGAACUGAUCUCUGAUCGCAACAAACACACAGAGCUGGGUGCCGAGAAUGGGUGUGAUGCGCAACAGUUCCUGGCACGCUGGUCUCGACUGUGGGAUCAACUAGCUAAUUGGUCACUCCAUCGUCCGCCUGAGAUGCAAGCCGUCGAAAGCAGCAACACGACACCGUUUCCGCACAUAUUCUUCGCCCAUUGGGCCGCAAUAUCGUCAAACCAGCUCUAUCACACCUCAUGUGUCUUACUGCUCAACGCCAAUCCAAGACAAAAAGCCUCGUUGCCUCAGACACCCACGACGUCCAUCAUGUGGCACGUGAAGCGCAUAUGUGGAAUUAGUCUGGCAAAUCCGCACGAAGGCUGUUUGAACAACGCCAUACAGCCACUCUGGAUUGCAGGGCGCUUUCUGAGCCAUUCUUCAGAGCAGGCCCUGGUUGUCAAGACCAUUCGACGCAUUGAGAUCCUUACUGGCUGGACUGCGACUUGGCGCAUUCGCGACUUGGAAAGUACAUGGGGCUACAAGAUCCGCGGCGCAGUGUGA
Ascochyta rabiei is the source of this 1458-nucleotide messenger RNA. RefSeq lists its product as uncharacterized. The transcript is spliced from 3 exons. Lineage: Eukaryota; Fungi; Ascomycota; Dothideomycetes; Pleosporales; Didymellaceae. Gene Ontology annotation, cellular component: nucleus. Gene Ontology annotation, biological process: positive regulation of transcription by RNA polymerase II. Bases 1 to 1458 code for a protein of 485 amino acids. The record is from RefSeq and is a predicted model, not a curated record. Gene Ontology annotation, molecular function: DNA-binding transcription factor activity; transcription cis-regulatory region binding.